CUCCUGGGAGGGAAGUUUUGGAGGGAAAGGCGGGAAACGGAGCUGUCGGGAGAAGAGCCGGUAAUGUGUUCCCCCGCCGGGCCCCUCACUGGAAAACAAGAGCGUCUGACGCCUCCUUAGCGCCUUCAAACUUUGCCCAGCCCUUCAGCCGUGGGAUCUCCCUGGAACUUCCCCGAGACCCUGAGAGCUUUCAGAGAAUGACAGAAGAGACAGAUUUCACUGAGCAAGACUCUGAUGGAGAUAGUGAGGAGGUGGUACUAACUCCUGCAGAGCUUAUUGGAAAACUGGAGCAGGCCUGGUUAAAUGAAAAAUUUUCCCCUGAGCUACUGGAGAACAAGUGUGAAAUUGUAGAAUGUGUCAUAGAGCAGCUGGAUCAUAUGGAAAAGAAUCUCAGACGAGCGAAGAAGGGUGAUUUGAAGGUUAGCAUCCACCAUAUGGAGGUAGAAAGAAUCCGCUACGUCCUCAGCAGCUACUUGAGGUGUCGACUGAUGAAGAUAGAGAAGUUUUUCCCUCAUGUCCUCGAAAAGGAAAAGACACGUUCUAAAGGAGAACCUUCCAUUCUCUCCCCAGAAGAAUUUGCCUUUGCCAAAGAGUACAUGGCCAACAUGGAAACCUAUCUGAAAAAUGUGGCCUUAAGGCACAUGCCUCCUAAUCUGCAGAAGGUGGAUCUCCUAAGGUCAGUUCCCAAACCUGAUUUAGAUUCAUAUGUGUUUCUGAGAGUGAAAGAAAGGCAAGAAAACAUUUUGGUAGAGCCAGAGACAGAUGAACAAAGUGAAUAUGUGAUUGACUUGGAAGAAGGCUCUCAACACUUGAUCAGAUACAAAACCAUUGCUCCUUUAGUGGCUUCUGGAGCUGUACAACUGAUUUAAAACUAAAAAGAAUUGGUGAUAAAGCUAUGUGGUCAUUGAAGAGAUCAUUGGAAUAUCUUGGAGAACUCUGAUCUGUUUUUGCUAAUGAUAAUUAUGACAUUUAUGCAUAUAUCUCAAACUUUUUUCAAUAGGGCUAAUGGACUCUAUGAGACUAAAACAGGAAGGUAGAAAUUCUAAUGUUGUAAAUCUCCUCCUGCUAUUUUAUCCCUUUGUCAGCAGGUGGGGCCAUUGCUCUCUUUAUUCUGAAUGUAAAACCAAUUCUUUCCUGUGGACUAUCAGGGACUGUUUACCAAAUGUGUGUUAAGUGGUAGUGUUUACACCUGUACAAAAGAGCUAUUACUAGUAGAUAGGGAGAAUAAGAUUAUGAGGCUAGUAGGAUUGUUUUAUUUUGUAUUACUUACUGGACUAGCACAAUAUAACUAGAUGUACGUAGGCAUUAUGGUGCUUAUUUUAGAGUACAGGAUCCUUAUGGGAACAAGUCCAUUUUUUUGUGAAGCUCUCUUUUAUAAGCUACAAUAAUGUAUCUACAAUCAAAAAUAUCUCUCACAUGCUCAACUAAGAACCUUAGCAAAACUAAUAGAGUAUUAUAUGUUACAUUUCUGUAAAAGAAGUCUCUGGAAAAUUCGUAGCCUUGAGUCUUAAAAGGCGUAAUUAUUUUAUUGCAAAACUAACACCCUCAGUCUUGAGCAACUUUGGCUAUGCUCUAAUUUAGGAAGCCUGGCUACAUUUUAUUGAUGCUUCACUGUCAUAGGAUAUCAAUUUAUGGAUAUCAAGUAACAGCUUUUUAAGCCAGUUCUGCUGUUACAUUUAUUCCCGUGGGAAAUAGCUCAAGAUGAACCUAAUGUUGGUUGAGAAAGAAUGAGAGUGCUGCAUCACCAGCUUCAUCUAUUUCUGACAUUUUAAAAAGUAUAUUUAUUAACUAACGCUUGAAGUUUUAAUAGAAGUUUAUCUUUUCAAAGUGCUGUGACAUUUAAUUUGGCCUUCACAGCCACCUUUUGAGGUAGCUAGGACAGGCAUCGCCAUAUUAGAGAUGAGUUAACCAGAGAGGUUGACAUGCCUAUUACAGCUAGUUAGUAAUAAACUUGUAUCUACAGUCCAUGUCUCAUGACUCUUACUAGUUGUAGGCUCUGCUAAUUAGCCAAGUCAGUACUCUUAGAUCUAAAUGUCAUCAAUUUCUCUCAUGCUCCUGACAGACUGCAUGUAGCUGUGGUUUCCACUAAAGUGGAUUGCCUAAUUUCCUGGGGUAGUUCCGAAGAUGAUGAUUUAGAAACACAAAUUAAAAGUAAAAAGGAAGUUGCAUUUCAAAAUGAAGUUGGAUAGGAAAUGAUGUAGCAUAGCUUAGUUGGUGCUUUAAAGUGGGACGGAAGGGAGGAAGAGUUGGGGUGGAUUUUUCAAUCACUCUGUUAUAACCAGUGGAGGUACAAUAAGGUUCACUGCGUCAUUUUCUCAACAAUCAAUCACCACAAAUUUCUUCCUGGAAAGAGUACAUUUGAUAUGAUUCAGAACCAGAAGCUUUGACAAUCUCAUGUACACAUAGUCUGUCACAAGGGAAGGAGGGGUUUUCAAGGAAGGCAUUUUGGUUAUUUCCUAAGUGCUGGGUAACUUGUAGUGAAACUCAUACCGCUUUUUACGUGAUUUGUCUUGGCUGCCAGCCAUGACUUAAUGUUGAACGUUUGUAAAAUUCUGUGAUAUAUGAAAAUGUAAUGAUGAGGUAAUGAGUGAUUUUUUUAAAAAAGAAAUAUACCAAGUCUUACACAUCCA
This is a messenger RNA of Vombatus ursinus (common wombat), 2630 nucleotides long. It is a transcript of the gene GINS4, whose product is annotated as GINS complex subunit 4. Gene Ontology annotation, cellular component: GINS complex. The transcript has 9 exons. Gene Ontology annotation, biological process: DNA-templated DNA replication; double-strand break repair via break-induced replication. Bases 198 to 869 code for a protein of 223 amino acids. The record is from RefSeq and is a predicted model, not a curated record. NCBI's taxonomy places the organism in Eukaryota, Metazoa, Chordata, Mammalia, Diprotodontia, Vombatidae.